This is a messenger RNA of Daphnia pulicaria, 3113 nucleotides long. Its product is annotated as aminopeptidase N-like. Bases 98 to 2977 code for a protein of 959 amino acids. Lineage: Eukaryota; Metazoa; Arthropoda; Branchiopoda; Diplostraca; Daphniidae. Gene Ontology annotation, cellular component: cytoplasm. The transcript has 19 exons. Gene Ontology annotation, molecular function: peptide binding; metalloaminopeptidase activity; zinc ion binding. Gene Ontology annotation, biological process: peptide catabolic process; proteolysis. The record is from RefSeq and is a predicted model, not a curated record.
AAUGAUAAAUGGCGUUGGGUUUUGUCUUUCAAUUUCAAUUUGUACGAUCACUCGAUUGACGAAGUUGGAGUAACUCAGUUCAAGUAGGAUUUCAAAAAUGAGGAACUUGCUGCCCUUCCUUGUUCUGAUCGCGGUCGCCUCGGCCUUUGGCAACAUCCAAACGCAAUUCGAUGGCCCUGAUGAGGUCGAAUUGAGGCUAUUGGAGCCGGCAGUCGUUCCCGAUCCGGUAGACGGAGUAAGCCGCUGGUGGUACACUCCUUCCCGAAAGGCCCACAUUUACCGUCACAAAUACCCGAAAAAUAUUCAAGCUCAGCCAAGGCAAGGCGAGGAUCUACGGCUACCGGGCGACGUCUUACCCCGCUUAUAUAAUGUCCGUCUUCUGCCCUUCAUCGAAGUUGGCAACUGGACCACCGACGGAUACGUGGAAAUAUUUCUCGACUGCAUCAUCUCGACCGUUAACAUUUCCAUGAACAGUCUAGAUCUCACCAUCGAUCCGGCUUCCAUAACAGUGACGGAGGAACAGACCGGCAAUCCCAUUUCCGUUGUCGAUUUCAUCGAUGAGCAAUCGACUCGCGAAAUCAUCACGAUUCAAGUCUCCCGGCCAUUGACUGCCGGCAAACAGUACAAAAUCACAAUGAAAUUCAUUUCGAUUUUAAACGCUUUAUUGGCGGGAUUUUAUCGAUCAUCUUACGUCGAAAACGGCGUGACCAAGUAUCUAGCCGUGACUCAAUUUGAGGCAACGGACGCUCGCCGCUCCUUCCCCUGCUUCGACGAGCCCACAAUGAAAGCCAAUUUCACUGUCACGGUUGGUCGCAAAGAGACAUGGACUUCCGUCAGCAACAUGCCGCUCAUCACAACAGAACCCAUUGUUGGAAUGCCUGGAUUCGUUUGGGACAAUUAUCAGACGUCGGUGACCAUGUCGUCGUACCUUGUGGCGUUUAUGGUGUCGGAAUUCAUUGGUAUCCCAGCAGAACCAGGACUCAGCAACGUGGAAUUCAGCAUUUGGGCUAGACCGGAAGCCCGCAACCUCACCGAUUACGCACGAAACAUUGGGCCCCGGAUUUUGGAGUUUUUCGAGAGUUAUUACAACAUCGACUAUCCGUUGCCAAAGCAAGACAUGGCUGCUAUUCCAGACUUUGCCGCAGGAGCCAUGGAAAAUUGGGGAUUGAUCACCUACAGAGAGCAAUAUCUGCUUAUCGAUCCCAGUACGGCCACUGCCCGUGCAGUCCAACUGGCCGCAGUGGUGAGCGCUCAUGAGCUGGCCCAUCAGUGGUUUGGAAAUCUCGUAACAAUGGACUGGUGGAACGCUCUUUGGUUAAACGAAGGAUUCGCAUCAUACAUGGAGUACAUCGGAACUGAUGCGGUGGAGCCUGACUUUAAAAUGAACGACCAGUUUAUCAUUGAAAAUUUGCAAUACGUGUUCGGUAUUGACGCUUUGGAAACAUCUCGACCCAUCAACAUCGAAGUUAACACACCUGCCGAAAUCAACUCGAUGUUUGACGCCAUCUCCUACGAAAAAGGCUCUUGCGUCAUCAGGAUGUGCGCAGAUAUAAUCGGACUGGAAACGUUCCAGCGGGGAUUGACACGUUAUCUCAACGACAAUGCGUAUGGCAAUGCAGGUCAAGACAACCUGUGGGCUGCCCUUCAAACUCAGGCGGAUUCAGAAAAUGUGAUCCUCCCUGCGACGGUCAAGGAGAUCAUGGACACUUGGACCUUCAAAAUGGGCUUCCCAUACGUAACUGUGAUCCGCAACUACCAAACGGGCGGCGCUGUCGUGAUUCAGAACCGGUUCCUGCUGCGGAAGAGCAAUGACACCACCGAUCCGACCGUCUAUCAAUGGUGGGUCCCUCUAACGUACACCAGCGACUACACUCAGACACAGCAAAGAGACUGGCUCUCUGUCGAUGAAUUCAGUAAGUCAUUGCCCAAUCUAGGAGCUGCCGCCAACCAAUGGGUCAUCUUCAACGUCGAUCAACAGAACUAUUACCGAGUGGCUUACGAUCCUACCAACUACGGUCUGAUCCGUGACCAGCUCAUAGCCGACCACCAACGCGUCUCCGCCAACAACAGAGCUCAGCUCCUAGACGAUUCUUUCAACUUGGCUUUGACCGAAUUGAUUCCAUACACUGAUGCACUCGAUCUCACUUUGUACCUGAAAUACGAACGAGAGUACGUCCCAUGGCACGCAGUUCUUUCCGAACUCAACUACGUCGACAUUAUGCUCUACAACUUUGCCGAGUUCUCCAACUGGAAGACUCACAUGACAAGCCUGGUCGAGCCCUACUACAAUUUCAUCGGAUUCCAAGAGACCCAGUCUGAUCCUCACCUGACAAAGUAUUGCCGCAUCGAUGCCAUGAACUGGGCCUGCAGAUUGGGAGUGGCUGAUUGUGUCCAAAACUCGCUAAGCACAUACGCUACUUUGAUGAGCCAACCCGACAAUCUCGUCCAAAUCGUUUCGCCCAACGAAAAGUCAACGAUCCUGCGGACGGCCAUCGAGUAUGGCGGACAGGCCGAAUACGAUUUUGCUUUCAACCAGUACAAAACAAAGUCGGACACCAGCUUCCUUGUGGCCAUGUGCGCCAGUAAGCAAGCCACUGUACUAUCUGGGUUGCUCGAAAUGUUGCUGGAUCCUACUUCGGGCAUCUUGAGUUCGGAUGUCAACACGGUCUUCAACAACGUAGCAAACAACCCGAUUGGAAACGAGAUUGCUCUAGAUUUCUUGAUCAAUCGAUGGGACGACAUUCAAAAUGCUUUGGGUUCCGUUUACUUUGCUACCUGGUACCGCUACGUUUGCACCCGUCAAAAUACUCAAGCUGGGCUUGAUAAACUUAUUCAACUAAGGGACGCUCAUUCAGUCAUCUUGGGCAAUUCCAACAGUGUAAAACAAGGAAUCCAGACCGUGGAAUCAAACAUCAAAUGGGUUUCGCUGAACCUGGGUGAAAUUGGCACUUGGCUGGCCGGCAAUCAACCAGCGUAGACCAUUUCCAAAGUCAUUCGCCGCCAGUAAACGAAGACGCAAUCCAAGUUAUCUUAUUACAUUAAAGUCAAUCCCCCCCCCCCUAAAGUUCUAGAUUAUGUAGUAAGGCUGACAAUACAAAUUCUGCAGUAGCAAU